Molecule: messenger RNA, 1358 nt
Organism: Mangifera indica (mango)
Lineage: Eukaryota; Viridiplantae; Streptophyta; Magnoliopsida; Sapindales; Anacardiaceae
Product: nuclear transcription factor Y subunit C-9-like
Exons: 4
Coding region: 228-1016 (262 amino acids)
Biological process (GO): regulation of DNA-templated transcription
Cellular component (GO): nucleus
Molecular function (GO): protein heterodimerization activity; DNA binding; DNA-binding transcription activator activity, RNA polymerase II-specific
Source: RefSeq, a predicted model, not a curated record
UAUUAAAGUCAAUUGAUUAUCCAAAAAGAAGAAGCACUAAAUAUAGGAGGUAAACCCCUGACAGAAUGACAUAACAAGUCAGAAUCCGAGACACAACAGACGCGCACACACUACAGCUUUUGUUGUUUCCAAACUCAGGGUUUUCAAUCUGGGCUUUUGCUUAAGAAAGAAACAUAGGGAAGUUUGAGAAAGAAAGUUCCUAUGUUUGUUGGUUCUAGUGGAUCAGAAUGGAUCGGCAAGGACAUGGACAACCUGCUUCUAUGGGAAUGGUUGGUAGUGGAGCUCAGUUGCCAUAUGGCACAAACCCUUAUCAGCCUAAUCAAAUGACUGGGGCCCCAAAUGCUGGAUCGGCAAUCACAUCAGGCGGGACAAUUCAAUCUCCUACUCAACCAGCAGGUGCUCAGCUGGCACAGCACCAACUUGCCUAUCAACAAAUCCACCACCAGCAGCAACAACAACUGCAGCAGCAACUCCAGUCUUUUUGGGCAAAUCAGUACCAAGAAAUAGAAAACGUUAAUGACUUUAAGAAUCAUAGCCUUCCCUUAGCAAGGAUCAAGAAGAUCAUGAAGGCUGAUGAGGAUGUUAGAAUGAUUUCAGCAGAGGCACCAGUCAUAUUUGCCAGGGCAUGUGAAAUGUUUAUCUUGGAACUGACUCUGCGAUCCUGGAAUCAUACAGAAGAGAACAAAAGGAGGACACUUCAAAAGAAUGAUAUUGCAGCAGCAAUUACUAGGACUGAUAUAUUUGAUUUUUUAGUUGACAUUGUGCCCAGGGAGGAUCUGAAAGAUGAAGUACUUGCAUCAAUCCCAAGAGGAAAUAUGCCCGUUGCAGGACCUGGUGAUACACGACCUUAUUGUUAUAUGCCACUGCAACAUGCUCCUCAGGUUGGGUCUACUGGCACGAUCAUGGGUAAGCCUGUGAUGGAUCCUGCAGUGUAUGCCCAGCAAUCUCACCCUUACAUGGCUCAACAGAUAUGGCCACAAGGACCAAAGCAACAGCAAUCAGCCUCAGAUCAAUAAUGGGUGUAGUAUGGAAGCCCAGGAAUGGAGGGAGGACUAGAAGCCUCUAACAACCAUAAGCUGCUUCGGUGAUUUCAGCCAAAGACUAGCAGAUUUUCUGUAAAUAAUAUGCUGAAAAGACUAGCCGAUCUUGAUUAAACCCUAUUUUCACCUGGUUGUUGUCUUUACAUUUAUUGUUGAUAAUAUGAUAUUACUGAAAGAUCAAAGAGGUGUAAGUAACAUGUCUGGAAAGAAUAGUUUUUCUUGAUUGAACCUUUUUUAUUUCUGGGUGGUUAUCUAUGCUUACUCAAACAUGUAUAAAUACUAUUUAACUUGAAAGUGAGCCUUCUACCUUUAUUACCA